CCAUCAAAAUCGCACCAACCGCGAAUCGAAAAAGACACGCGAAUCGUAAGAUCGGAAUUAAAUAAUUAACCAAUAAAGCUCACAAUCGUCUUGUUUUUUGACCAAACUAGAUGUCCGUAGUGCCCCUGAUGUUCCGUGAUUGGUGGGAUGAGCUCGACUUUCCAAUGCGCACCUCGCGCCUCUUGGAUCAGCACUUUGGCCAGGGCCUAAAGCGGGACGAUCUGAUGUCCUCCGUCUGGAAUUCCCGGCCCACGGUCCUGAGGUCCGGAUACCUGCGACCCUGGCAGAAGAACAGCCUCCAGAAGCAGGAAUCUGGAUCCACCCUCAACAUCGACAGCGAGAAAUUCGAGGUUAUCCUGGAUGUCCAGCAAUUUUCGCCCAAUGAGAUUACCGUGAAGGUGGCGGAUAAGUUCGUCAUCGUGGAGGGCAAGCACGAGGAGAAACAGGACGAACAUGGAUUCGUUUCCCGUCAGUUUUCCAGACGCUACCAGCUGCCAAGUGACGUCAAUCCCGAUUCGGUCACCUCCUCCCUCUCCUCCGAUGGCCUCCUCACCAUCACGGCGCCCAUGAAGAAGCUGCCACCCCCUUCGACUGAACGCCUUGUGCAAAUCACACAGACUGGUCCCUCCUCCAAGGAGGACAAUGCCAAGAAGGUGGAAACCUCCACGGCCUAAGCUGAAUCCUUUUCUCAUCAUGAACAUUAGCUAGUAAUAUUUAUAAAUAUUGGAUUUUUUAUACAUUUUAUAUUUAUUAAAAAAGAAACUAAAAAGU
This is a messenger RNA of Drosophila bipectinata, 771 nucleotides long. It is a transcript of the gene l(2)efl, whose product is annotated as lethal (2) essential for life. NCBI's taxonomy places the organism in Eukaryota, Metazoa, Arthropoda, Insecta, Diptera, Drosophilidae. Gene Ontology annotation, cellular component: nucleus; cytoplasm. The record is from RefSeq and is a predicted model, not a curated record. Gene Ontology annotation, biological process: response to heat; protein refolding.